UCGGCUCGACCCCAACUGCAGAGUUCCUCGCAUUCUAACUUCCGGUCUCGUACCGCAACAGACAAUGCUGGCGAAUUGAACAGGCGUUAUUCCAAUAUUACCGAAGAGCAGGACUCCCCUUCGAGAGAACGCGAGAAUCCUUAUGAACCUGCCACGAAUGCCUCGACUCCUCCCCCGCGAGAACAUGCCUUCACGAAAAGACUCCUUCGCUUGCAUUCGCAUUCUGAUGAUGGGAGCAAUGGUUCGCAGAAUACAAAAAGGAGAUCUGCUAGUGGGCGGAGGAGGUCAAUCUCGGAAACAAUGGAACCCAGUUCUUUGACCGCACAGCUCAACGAAAUGGAGAACAAAAGGGCAAAUGGAGAUCCGGCAGCCCCAAGACCUGGACUUGGUCCUCGACCGAUUGGAGGCAGUGAGAAAUUGGGCAUGUUCUCAGGAGUCUACGUACCAACAUGCCUCAAUGUGCUCAGUAUCCUUAUGUUCUUAAGAUUUGGAUUUCUAUUAGGCCAAGCGGGUGUUUAUGGCAUAAUGGGAAUGCUAGUUGCCGCUUACGCCAUUAAUCUUAUCACGACCUUUUCCUUGUCUGCAAUUGCUUCUAAUGGUACGGUCCGUGGUGGCGGAGCUUAUUACCUGAUAUCGAGAUCCUUGGGACCCGAGUUUGGGGGCUCGAUUGGAGUAGUCUUCUACCUUGGAUUUGCCUUUAAUACUGGCAUGAAUGCUGUUGGUCUUAUCGAUUGCAUCAAGCUAAAUUUCGGUUCUGAUUCUGGCAAUUGGUCUAAUAUCCUCCCAGAAAGCACAUGGUAUCUUUACCUCUGGUCUACAAUAGUGUUAGUGCUGUGCACUGGUAUUUGCCUGGCUGGAUCGUCCAUUUUCGCCCGUGCUAGUAAUGGGCUACUAGUCAUACUUUUACUUGCUACUCUUAGCAUUCCCUUCUCAGCUCUUAUCGUUUCACCCUUCGAAAGCAGGAAAUUGGGCAUCGAUUACACUGGUCUUAGCUUGACUACCUUCCUGGGUAACCUUAAACCCCAGCUUACGAAAGGUGCUGCAGGCAGUCAACUUCAUGGAAAGGAGGACUUUCAAGACCUUUUUGGCAUUCUCUUCCCUGCAACAGGAGGCAUUUUUGCUGGAGCUAGUAUGUCUGGAGACCUGAAAAAUCCCAGCAAAUCAAUUCCUAAAGGUACAUUGUAUGGCCUGGGGACUACAUUCGUCUUGUAUACUCUCGUCAUCCUGGCUAUGGCUGCAACGACCACAAGAUCAUCAUUUGUCAGGAAUGCCAACGUGAUUCAGGAUACGAACAUCUCAGGCGUGGUAAUUCUUGCUGGAGAGUUUGCAAGUUCAUUUUUCUCUACAUUAAUGGGCGUCAUAGGUUCCGCCAAGCUCUUACAAGCCUUGGCGCGAGACAACCUUCUUCCAGGCUUCUCGGUCUUUGGACAGGGGACAAAAAAUGGAGACGAACCAACUUAUGCUAUCAUCGCAACCUUUGUCGUUGCUCAGCUUACUAUGCUUUUCGACCUUAAUAAGAUCGCCUCUUUUGUUACAAUGACAUAUCUUAUGACCUUUCUUGUUAUGAACUUAGCUUGCUUCCUCCUUAGCAUAGGCUCUGCACCCAAUUUUCGACCUUCAUUCCACUUUUUUAAUUGGCAGACUGCUUUAGCUGGUACACUUGUUUCAGGAACAGCCAUGUUCUUCGUGGACGGUCUCUACGCUACUGGAUGCGUUGGUAUCUUAAUCUUCAUUUUCCUCAUCAUUCAUUACGCUAGCCCGCCCAAGAGUUGGGGCGAUGUCUCGCAGAGUCUCAUCUACCACCAAGUCCGAAAGUACCUACUCCGAUUGAAGCAAGAGCACGUCAAAUUCUGGCGGCCACAAAUCCUUCUCCUGGUAAACGAUCCUCGGCGGCAGUAUAAACUCAUACAGUUUUGUAAUUCCCUAAAGAAAGGGGGCCUCUAUGUACUUGGCCAUGUGAUUGUUACAGACAACUUUGCUGGCUCGGUUCCCGAAGCACGCCGACAGCAAGCGGCAUGGACAAAAUAUAUCGAUUUUUCAAAGAUCAAAGCUUUCGUCAAUAUUGCCAUCUCUCCAGGACUCGAGUGGGGAGCGCGAAACAUUGUUCUCAGCACUGGGCUAGGAGGCAUGAGACCUAAUAUCGCGGUAAUGGGUUUCUAUAACCUUGACGACCUGAGGAGAAACCAACCACUAAUCGAUGUACCCGAAAUGCUAUGGUCUCCGACGGGCAGAUCCUCUUUUGUCUCCCAACAAGUGCGAAAGCAACCCCGCCGUGAUAGCACAGAUGCCAAAAUGGCCGGCGAUUUACCCACAGACUCUUGCAAGACAGAAGGAAUGCUGAGUCUUACAAGCUAUGUGACUGUUCUCGAGGAUUUGCUUCUACGUUUACAGAUCAAUGUCGCUGUUGCGAAGGGAUUCCAAGACUUGGAGUUUCCCCACACGAAACAGGAUUCGGACGAAUCUACCAAGAAAUACAUCGACUUAUGGCCAAUUCAGAUGUCAGCGGAGAUUGCGUCUGAAGGGGACGAUAAGCCUAAUGUCCUGACUACCAAUUUUGAUACAUAUACAUUGAUUCUUCAGCUUGGAGUAAUAUUGAAUACAGUGCCCGCUUGGAAAAAGGCCUAUAAAGUCCGCGUAGCCGUAUUCGUUGAAUAUGAAUCAGACGUCGAAGAAGAACGAGGUAGAGUGCAAUCUCUCCUUGAAAAUUUGCGAAUCGAGGCGGAAGUCCUGGUAUUCUGGUUAGCUUCGGGGAAACUGCCUACGUAUGAAAUUAUCGUCAAUGGGGUGAGUGCGGCUGAGGAACAUGAAACUGAAGUCGAAGAAUGCUUGAGAGGGCAGGAAUGGUGGGAUGAAAUCCAAAAGUUCCGUGGAAACCGAGCCCGGUCAUCAGCAACAGAAGAUCUGUCGGACAUGGCCAGCAUUUUCACCACAGGGUCAAUAUGGCCGGAGUCUUCUUUCCAGCAAGGCCCGCGCGGAGAGCGAGUAGAGCGUUUCCUCGGGCUUCGGAAGUUAUUGCGGAAGUCGAAGAGAAAACAUACUAUGAGUGGGAUAUCUAAGCUGGGAGUUAGAGUUGGAAUGAGAACUCAUAAUUUGUCACCUGACGUUGUUCGCCAGCAUGCAAGUCAGGGGAGUGCAAGCGAGGACUCGGAAGGCGAAUCAGACGGCGUGAGCACUGAUUCGGAGGUCAUUGUAGAUGACGAUACGGAUAAUUUAAGCGAGGGUAUAGAAAGUGCUGCAAGUGAGGGAGAUAUAGAUGACUUCGAGUCGGAGGAUGAUGCGCCACCGAAUCUCACCCGGUUGGUGCGCAGGAGAAGCCAUGGCGAUAGUAUUCGGGGCCCUCCACCAUCGAAGAAGUCAACUGGAGAAAAAGAAGUCAAAGUUCCUGAGCGGCCGGACAGACAACUUCUGCCAACCCAGCCAAGUACAACUCUUGGAUUGAGUGAAACUUCACCCGGACGUCAACCCACUACUUCGGGUCCGAAUCUACCCCCUCUACCCGAGACACCGAGCAGCAAACCACCAACAGUCUCAAACCUCACAAGCUCUAUAAAAGCCAGCUCUGACGCCUCGGACAGCAGACCAACAUCUGCACUUGAACUCAGCAAACCAGCUAUAGCAAAAGCAGAAGCAUCAACUUCAAAUCAACCUCAGCGCCCCUCCUCCGUCCUCUCCGAGCGCCCCUCCCUCUCCCGCCAUGCUUCCACACCCAAAUUCUCAAGUAAACCCGUACCGAUAACGCGAGUCGCAACCGAAGACGGUCCCGGCCCCUCCAUCAUGUUCACCGACACACCCUCUCCUCCCCCACACACGCGCCAACGCCUCCCGUCCGCUUACCGCUCCACCACUUCCACCACACUCCCCGACCACAUUUCCGAAGUCUCCACAUCUUCCUCACCCGGAAAUGAAAACGAAAACGAUCCUCAACAUGGCGGCUCAUCUUCCCGCCGCGGCUCCACCUACAGCACCGCCGCCCUACCCCUAUCUUUCAACGACCUGCCUUGCCGCGCUCAACAUCUAAUUCUCAACGAGCUAAUGCGGUCUCAGAGCGGCGAGACGGCCGUUAUGUUCACCACGCUACCGAGUCCGGCGGAGGGUACAAGCCAGAGUGCUGAGGCUUGUGCGGUGUACUUGGGGGAUUUAGAGGUCCUGUGUAAGGGGUGUCCGCCGGUUCUGCUUGUGCAUUCGAAUAGUAUGACUGUUACUAUGAGUUUGUAG
Lachnellula hyalina is the source of this 4215-nucleotide messenger RNA. RefSeq names its product Vacuolar cation-chloride cotransporter (gene VHC1). Gene Ontology annotation, cellular component: membrane. The record is from RefSeq and is a predicted model, not a curated record. Gene Ontology annotation, molecular function: potassium:chloride symporter activity. NCBI's taxonomy places the organism in Eukaryota, Fungi, Ascomycota, Leotiomycetes, Helotiales, Lachnaceae. Gene Ontology annotation, biological process: chloride ion homeostasis; potassium ion homeostasis; potassium ion import across plasma membrane. The transcript is spliced from 4 exons. The annotation marks the transcript as partial.